UACACAUACAGUUUUAGAGACUGCCCAACAAUGUACACACUACUAUUUCUUUGUCUGGCCGCUGCCGUCUAUGGAGGAUCAGUUGAUUUCUACUGUGAUUUCUCCAAUUCUAAAUGUGGCAUGAAACAGCUAAGAGACGAUGACUUCAACUGGAUCGUGACCUUGGAGGAUCUAUACGUCGAUAACUAUUACGCCAAUCCUGGUGACAAAGCCAGGAUAGCGACGCCCAACAAAUACUCGUUUAACAAUGGUAAUAAAUGCCUGAGUUUUACGUACCACUUGGACGGGCCCAAUGUGGGCAGCCUCUUAGUGUAUGUAGGAAAAAAGAAGGUGUGGUCAAAGAUUGGCGACCAGGGACCUAAUUGGCAUAAAGUGUUGUUUAAGGUCCCUGUCUCACAAGGAUCAUAUAAGGUAAUUUUUGAGGCAGUGGCUGGUAGUGGUGACUACACUGACCUCGCCCUCGAUGACAUCAUGCUAGAAAAUUGUCAAUCACCAGCCACGCCGGCACCUCCAUGUACCGCUCAACCCCCAACCCAAGGACCCACACCAGCACCACCGACCCAAGGACCCACACCAGCACCACCAACCCAAGGACCCACUCCAGCACCACCAACGCAAGGACCCACACCAGCACCACCAACACAAGGUCCCACACCAGCACCACCAACACAAGGUCCUCCUCCAUCAGGUUCAUGUGGUAUUCGUCCCAGUACCAGGAUUGUUGGAGGUGCUGAUGCUAAUCACGGGGACUGGCCCUGGCAGGCUCUUCUCCGCUAUAAACCUACUGGUGAACAGUUCUGUGGUGGGGCGUUGGUUCACCCAGAGUGGGUUGUCACAGCCUCUCACUGUCUAGAGAGAAUGGAUCUCAAAAAUCUUAUUGUCAGAAUGGGAGCUCAUAAACGAACGCAAAGUGUUGGCACAGAACAGGAUAUCCCAGCCAGCAAAAUCAUCAUGCACAAAUCUUACCAGAGUCCCAAGCAAUACAGCAAUGAUAUCGCAUUAAUCAAGCUAUCUUCACCAGCAAAACUUGACAAGUACACUAACGUAGUCUGUCUGCCUGAGGCAAUCCCCGAAGUAGCUGCUGGAACCAAGUGUUGGAUUACAGGAUGGGGUGCUUUGACGUCAGGGGGGUCACAACCACAAACACUGCAACAAGCGUCAGUACCCAUAGUGGAUCAAGCAGUAUGUAAGAAUUCCUACCCUAAGGAGAUCGAUAGCACUAUGAUCUGUGCUGGACUUAAGCAGGGAGGCAUCGAUGCUUGCCAAGGUGAUUCUGGUGGACCAAUGGUGUGCGAGAAUGGCGGAAGGUUCUACCUUCACGGUGCCACUAGUUGGGGCUAUGGAUGUGCUGCACCAGAAAAGUAUGGCGUUUACGCCCGGGUUAAGUACCUUCACAGCUGGAUUAAAACACAAAUGACCGCUUUAAGACUCUUCUAUCACAUAUCACUACUCAUAAUCAUGUUUGCCCUAACUCUUUUUGCCUUGUUUGGGGCUGCAUUGUGUGCUACAGAUUUCAAAUGCAACUUCAACUCCGAUGACUGUGGUUUCGUUCAAAGAACCGACGAUGACUUUGACUGGACAAGACAAUUUGGUAUGACACCAACUUACUACACAGGACCAAUGACAGACGCAGACGGGUGGGGUGAAUACAUGUACACGGAUGCACGAGGAAAGGCUCCAGGAAGCAAAGCUAGACUCGAGACUCCAAUGCUGAGUGUACCGAAGGGUGGUCGUCGAUGUCGGUUACGUUUUUACUAUCACAUGUCUGGCUCAACCAUGGGCAGUCUAGCUGUGUACGUUGGUAAUCGCGAGAUAUGGAAAAGGUCUGGUGAUCAAACAGAUUACUGGCAUUUAGCAUCGAUGUCUCUUCCUGUGUCAAAAGGCUCUUUUAAGGUCGUAUUUGUCGGUACCAUUGGAAGUGGUAUUUUCUCUGACAUGGCUAUCGACGAUGUCUUCAUCAGAGGCUGCUCGGCAUCUGUAUCUCCGCCAACACAAGGACCCACUCCAGCGCCACCAACAGACGGACCCACUCCAGCGCCACCAACAGACGGACCCACCACAGCACCGCCAACACAAGCUCCUCCGCCAUCAGGUUCAUGUGGUAUUCGUCCCAGUACCAGGAUUGUUGGAGGUGCUGAUGCUAAUCACGGGGACUGGCCCUGGCAGGCUCUUCUUCACUACUCCUCUACAGGAUCUCAGUUCUGUGGUGGGGCGUUGGUCCAUCCACAGUGGGUUGUCACUGCUUCUCACUGCGUUUCUGGAAAGCGACCUUCACAAAUAGCUGUGCGAAUGGGAGCCCACAAACGAACGUACGACGUUGGUACUGAACAGAAAUUUGGAGUUAGUUUGAUCUUGAUGCAUCCUUCUUAUCAACACCCCAUGUCAUACAGUAACGACAUCGCAAUGCUGAAGCUCGACAAACCAGCCAAGCUUGACAAGUACACCAACCUUGUUUGCCUUCCUGAGUCUAUCCCAGACGUGGCAGCAGGUACAACUUGCUGGAUAACAGGGUGGGGUACACUAAGCUCAGGGGGGUCACAGCCAGAGACACUCCAACAGGCUUCAGUACCAAUCGUUCAUCAGGACAAGUGUAAAUCUUCUUAUGUUAACGAGAUCGACGAUAGCAUGAUAUGUGCGGGUCUUGAUCAAGGUGGAGUAGAUGCUUGUCAAGGUGAUUCUGGUGGACCAAUGGUGUGCGAGAAUGGUGGAAGGUUCUACCUUCAUGGUGCCACUAGCUGGGGCUAUGGUUGUGCUUUACCCAACAAGUAUGGCGUCUAUGCCCGGGUUAAGUACCUUCACAGCUGGAUUAAAACGCAGAUGGCCAACAAUUAA
Messenger RNA from Exaiptasia diaphana, 2832 nucleotides. Its product is annotated as transmembrane protease serine 9. The record is from RefSeq and is a predicted model, not a curated record. Gene Ontology annotation, biological process: proteolysis. Lineage: Eukaryota; Metazoa; Cnidaria; Anthozoa; Actiniaria; Aiptasiidae. Gene Ontology annotation, molecular function: serine-type endopeptidase activity. Gene Ontology annotation, cellular component: membrane. The coding region runs from base 31 to 2832 and encodes 933 amino acids. The transcript has 18 exons.